Messenger RNA from Pseudonaja textilis, 2340 nucleotides. Lineage: Eukaryota; Metazoa; Chordata; Lepidosauria; Squamata; Elapidae. The record is from RefSeq and is a predicted model, not a curated record.
AUGCCAAAUAUAUCUGUGUUGGCAAACACUUUCCAGAUUCAGCAAGAAUAUUACAGGCCUGGAGAUCUAAUGAUUGGUGGGAAUUUGCUCCUGACAAGCAUUCACUACUCUGAAGACCCAGAUUUUAAAACAAACCCAUCCAAGAUUCCUUAUAGACUCAUGCCCAUCCCCAAGAACUACCAGCAAUUCCUGACUUUGAAGUUUGCAGUCUCAGAGGUCAGCAAGGACCUGGUUCUCCUUCCCAACAUCACUCUGGGUUUCCAUAUUUAUGACAAUCACCAGACUGAGAGGAAUAGUUCUUUAAUCAGCUUCUCCCUUCUCUCCACACGAGGCCAAAUGGUUCCAGGCUAUAAAUGUGGCAGGCAGGGCUCUCUGCUCUCUGUCAUCGGAAGUGGCAACCCCAGAUCCUCAAAGCAGAUGGCCUCCAUCUUCAGCAUUUUCAAGGUCUCACAGUGGAACUGGGUUGGACUGGUGGCCUCUAAAGGUGACAGUGGAGAACAUUUCAUCUCAUACCUGAUUCCAUUGCUGGAAGAGAAGGAGAUCUGCCUGGCCUUCCCUGAAAUAUUCAGUUCCGAUCUUCCUGCUAUUGACAUAUUAGGAAUACGCCUUGUUUUCAAGAUUUUGCUGGAAGUUGAAGGGAUUAUUCUGUUUGGAGACUCCAGUACUAUAUCAUUGGUGGUGUUCACUCUGCUUCGGUUUGGAAAAUCCAUAUUACUGCAGAAGGUUUGGAUCAUACCUUCCCACUGGGAUCUUAGUGUGGUGGGAUCUCAAGAUGUCUUGCAAUUUAGAAAGUACUUCCAUGGGGCUUUGCAUUUUAAGGACCACACCAGAGAUGUGCCAAAAUUCAGCCAUUUUCUCCUCUCUUUAAAUCCUUUGAACCCAGAAGGAGAUGACUUCCUCCCACUGUGGUGGGAAAACAUCUUUAAAUGCAAAAUCCCCCAACCAGGACUGAUCCUUCCAAAGAGGGCAAAACCAUGUACAGGAAAGGAGAAUUUACAGGACCUGCCAUCUUACGUGUUUGAAACAAGCAUGACAGGUGAAAGUUACAAUGUCUACAAUGCUGUUUAUGCUGUUGCACAUACCUUACAUGCAAUGCAUGGAUCAAGUGCACAACCAAUGAUGAAGAGGCUCGGAAAAAGGAUCUCAAAUGUCCGGCCAUGGCAGCUUCUACCCUAUUUGAGGAAGGUCCAGUUCAACAACACUGCUGGAGAGGAAAUCUCCUUCUCAGAAGAUGGACUGGGAUCCCCUCGUUAUGAUCUUCUCAACUGGAUUUUCCUCCCCAAUGAAUCUUUUGUCCCUGUGAAAAAGGUGCCCCUUGCCAGGUGUAGCAUGAAGAGGUGCCAGGCAGGAGAGAGGUGCAGAGUGCCAGAGGGCAAGCAGAUCUGCUGCUACCAAUGUGACCCUUGUCCAGAAGGGACCAUUUCUAAUCAGACAGAUACAGUUCGCUGUGACCCUUGCCCAGAAGAUUACUAUCCCAACGAGGACAAGGUCCGGUGCAUUGCCAAGAAGAUCCACUUUCUUGCCUAUCAAGACACCCUGGCAUCCAUUUUGGUUUCUCUCACUCUUUCUCUUUCUGUGACUACAUCUGCAGUUCUGGUGAUAUUCCUUAGACAUUGUGACACUCCAACUGUCAAGGCCAACAACCGAGAUCUCACCUAUGUCCUCCUGGUCUCCCUUCUGCUCUGCUUCCUCUGCUCCUUCUUCUUCAUUGGUCGACCCGGGACUCUCACCUGUCUCUUCCGACAAACUAACUUUGCCAUUUUCUUUUCCCUUGCAGUUUCCUCUGUCUUGGCAAAAACUGUCAUGGUGGUUUUGGCUUUCAUGGCUACCAAACCGGGGAACAAGACAAGGAAACUCUUAGGAAAACCUCUGACCAAUUCCAUGGUGAUAGCCUGUCCCCUGAUCCAAGCAAUUAUUUGUGCCACCUGGCUGGUUACCUCCCCUCCAUUUCCCAACAUGGAUUUUCACUCCUUCGUAGGAGAGGCCAUCUUGGAAUGUAAUGAAGGCUCAGCUUUGAUGUUUUAUGCUGUCCUGGCCUAUCUGGGUUUCCUGGCCCUUGUGAGUUUCACAGUGGCCUUUCUGGCUAGGAAAUUGCCUGACAGCUUUAACGAAGCUAAGUUCAUUACUUUCAGUAUGCUGGUCUUUUGCUGUGUUUGGAUCACCUUCCUCCCUACCUACCUGAGCACCAAAGGGAAAUACAUGGUGGCCGUGGAGAUCUUCUCCAUCUUGGCCUCUGGGGCUGGUCUCUUGGUUUGCAUCUUUCUCCCCAAAUGUUAUAUUAUCCUGUGGAGGCCUGAUCUGAAUCACAGAGAAAAUAUCAUUAGGUGCAAGAAUUUCUAA